CAGAGACAGCUGUUGUUCUGAGGUGGUAGGAUAUUAGGAUUGAGACUGUGCUGCCUUUAACAUGGAGCAAGGCAAACAACUCAAGGUUAUCAUUGUUGGAGGAGGAUUGGUUGGAUCAUUAAGUGCAUGUUAUUUUGGACAAAGAGGCCAUGAAGUCCAUCUAUAUGAAUACAGACAAGACAUACGCAGUACGGAGCUCGUCAAAGGCCGCUCCAUCAACCUGGCUAUGUCGGCGCGCGCCAGGGCAGCGCUACGCCAGGUUGGACUAGAGAACGUCAUGCUGGAUCACGGUAUACCUAUGAGGGCUCGUAUGAUACACGGGUUGGACGGCUCGUUACGUGAGAUACCUUACGAUGCACGGGGAAAGGAGUGCAUCUAUUCCGUUAGUCGCAAGUAUCUCAAUGAAGUUCUUCUAACAGCGGCAGAGAAGUUCUCAAAUGUAAAGAUACAUUUUGAGCACAAGUUGGUUCACACACGUUUGGAGGCAGGGUUGGUCACUUUUAAAAGACAGACAGAGGGUGAUGAGGUGACGGAACACGCAGACCUGGUGGUGGGGGCUGAUGGGGCCUACUCGGCUGUGAGGGCUGUGUAUAUGCGGCGGCCGAUGUUCAACUACUCCCAGACCUACAUACCACAUGGCUACCUGGAACUGUGCAUACCUCCUACACAAGACGGACAGUUUGCCAUGAAGCCCAACUACCUACACAUAUGGCCUCGAGGCUCCUUCAUGAUGAUUGCUCUGCCCAAUCAAGACCACUCAUGGACUGUCACUCUGUUCAUGCCAUUCCCGCAGUUUGCUGCGCUUGACACUCCCGCUAGGCUACUCAACUUCUUCCAAAAACAUUUCCCUGACUCCAUUCCACUCAUCGGGAAAGAUAAACUAGUCAAGGACUUCUUCGCUGCCACUGCUUCCCAUCUUGUAUCUGUUAAGUGUGAGCCCUACAACCUUGGCAGUAGUGCAGUAUUAAUCGGAGAUGCUGCCCAUGCUAUGGUUCCUUUCUACGGCCAGGGCAUGAAUUGUGGUUUCGAGGACUGCAAACUGCUAGACAAAGUUUUGAGUGACUGUGGUUGGGACUUGACCUCCGCUCUGCCUCAGUUCUCCUCACUUCGUAGCAAAGACGCUCAAGCAAUCUGUGACUUGGCUAUGUACAACUACAUAGAGAUGAGAGACCUAGUGAACAGAAAUAGUUUCUUGUGGCGAAAGAGGCUGGACAAUGUUCUCUAUUGGCUAUUCCCCUCAACGUGGGUGCCUCUCUACAAUUCUGUCACUUUCUCCGAGAUGAGUUACAGCAAGUGUGCAAAAAACAAACAAUGGCAGGACAAGAUUGUGGGUAGAGGAGUCAAGUUCUUUGGAUUGUUUGUCUUCGCCGCACUCAUUGGCUGCAGACUUUACUGGCAGCGUAUUCUUCCCACAGAUUUUUACUUCUUAAAAUCACUAAUUUUACUCUGAAUGAUUUGUCAAUGCGUGAUAUAUCUUUUGUAAAAUUGUCAAAAUUGUAUUGUCAACACCGUUUUGUGGAAUUAUGUAGCCUACUUUGAGAUGUCAACUAUUUUAUAUAAGUAUUUUUGUAAAGAAAUAAUGACCAAUCUAAUAAAUCCAUUAACAGAACGUGAAUUGAAUUUCUGUCAAAAGUAAAUAUCUUUAAUAAAUACCUCAGACCUCAAAAACAAAACAAGUCUUUUUAUUUAUAAGAAUAACUGAAUAGGCUAUAAAUAAAAAAUAAUCUAUUGUAUACAGUUUAAACGUAACAAAAUAAGAUUAAGCUAAUAAAACCAGUGGUGCUCGUCAACCUGUCAUUAUCUUGAUAUAACCACUGGUCGAUGUGCGCCACCCGUGACCACGCCCAGUAAUGUGCGUAAAACAUCACAAAGUUCUAAUGAUCUGCUAGUUUGAGUAGCGACUACAAGAGACAACCUGGCAGACGAUUAGCUUAGCUGGUUAAUGAUUGGGGUGCUAGAGCCUAAAAGACACACCUUCAGACAGUGAUGAUAUAUGUUUUGGGUUAUGUUUAAGGUUUUAUAAACCUGAUUUUUUAUUUCUUUUGUUAAUUUUAUAUUC
Messenger RNA from Macrosteles quadrilineatus (aster leafhopper), 2059 nucleotides. It is a transcript of the gene cn, whose product is annotated as kynurenine 3-monooxygenase. Gene Ontology annotation, biological process: NAD+ metabolic process; L-tryptophan catabolic process; quinolinate biosynthetic process. NCBI's taxonomy places the organism in Eukaryota, Metazoa, Arthropoda, Insecta, Hemiptera, Cicadellidae. Gene Ontology annotation, cellular component: mitochondrial outer membrane. The record is from RefSeq and is a predicted model, not a curated record. Bases 62 to 1450 code for a protein of 462 amino acids. The transcript is spliced from 11 exons. Gene Ontology annotation, molecular function: FAD binding; kynurenine 3-monooxygenase activity; NAD(P)H oxidase H2O2-forming activity.